Messenger RNA from Lagopus leucura (white-tailed ptarmigan), 648 nucleotides. RefSeq names its product jumping translocation breakpoint (gene JTB). Lineage: Eukaryota; Metazoa; Chordata; Aves; Galliformes; Phasianidae. Gene Ontology annotation, cellular component: centrosome; membrane; midbody. The transcript is spliced from 4 exons. Bases 38 to 382 code for a protein of 114 amino acids. The record is from RefSeq and is a predicted model, not a curated record. Gene Ontology annotation, biological process: mitotic cytokinesis.
GCGCUCUCUCCGCAGGCCCGUGACGGCGGUGGCGGCGAUGGCGGCGAGCGAGGAGCGGCGCUCCGCGAGCCCCGCAACGCCGUGCUGGAGGCGGGAGGAGUUCGUGGUGGCGCGGGAGUGCGGCAGCUGCUCCAGCUUCGAGGUGAAAAGCAUCCCGGAAUGCGGCCCCACGGGCUUCGUGGAGAAGCUCAGCUGCGCCGCCCCCCAGGGGGACGAAUCCGCCAGCUGCCGCUCGGCCGUGAUGGAGGCGCGGAUCUUCUGGCGUUUCGUGGGCUCCAUGAUGUGUUUGGCCGCCGUCUGCGCCGUGUUGGUGGUUUGGAGGCAGCGGGCGUUGGAUCGGAGGGCGCUGGAAAAGGUGCGCAAACAAAUCGAAUCCAUCUGAAGGCACCUGGGGCACCGGGACGGCGCUGGCACGGAGCCCCCGUGUGCUGUGGGACGCAGAGCUGCCACCCGUGGGGCAGCGGCUCCGAUCGUCACCUUGUGGACGCGGUGACCCCCCCGAGGCGUCACCCCCUGGACACGCCGUGGUUCCGUGGCUGCUGUCAGCCCACGAUCGAACGCUGCUCCCUGCGGUGCUGCUCCGCACCGAGGGGGGGCGUCGCGGUUUCCCCCGGUUCGGGGCUGUGCAAUAAACGCCGGGUUGUCACA